GGACGGGGUCUGAGGCCUGGGGAGCCUGCAGGACUCCCAGGGAGAGGAGCCUGUCCCCACGUCCUGCCGCAAGGCUCUGACUCCGGGAUGCUUGUGUAUGACAGGCCCUGGCUUUGCCCCCGGAGGAGUUGAAAAGUCACUUCUGUAGGUGCUUGUCCCUUCUCCGGCAGCACAGACUCCAGUGCUAGACAUCUUUCCACAUUGUGGAUCUGGCUCUGGCUGACUUCAGGAUUUUCACCUCUGGCUUUCAAGUUUUCCCUUUAAAGCCGCUGGGACGGAUGAAAGAUGUGCCAUGGCAGGAUCGCACCCAAGAGCACGUCGGCCUCCGCCUCCGCCUCUGCGGGGCCUGCAGUCUUCCUCCCGCUGGUGAUCCUUAGCACCCUGCUUGGAGACGGGCUUGCCUCAGUGUGCCCCCGGCCCCCAGAGCCAGAGAAUGGUGGCUACAUCUGUCACCCCCGGCCCUGCAGAGACCCCCUGGAGUCGGGCAGUGUCAUUGAGUACCUGUGUGCCGAAGGCUACAUGUUGAAGGGCGAUUACAAGUACCUGACGUGUAAAAACGGCGAGUGGAGACCUGCCAUGGAGAUCAGCUGCCGUCUCAACGAGGACAAAGAUACCCACGGGUCACUUGGGGCCCCCACACUGUCCAUAGUGGCCUCCACGGCCAGCUCCGUGGCGCUCAUUCUCCUCCUGGUGGUGCUGUUUGUGCUGCUGCAGCCAAAGCUGAAGUCUUUCCAUCACAGCAGGCGUGACCAGGGGGUGUCUGGGGACCAGGUGUCCAUUAUGGUGGAUGGCGUCCAGGUGGCACUGCCGUCGUAUGAAGAGGCCGUGUAUGGCAGCUCCGGUCACUGUGUGCCGCCCGCUGACCCCCGAGUGCAGAUCGUGCUGUCCGAGGGGGCAGGGCCGAGUGAGAGGAGCGUGCCCAGGGAGCAGCCGCUGCAGGACCCUGGGGCCUGCUCCUCUGCCGGCGGCGGAGAGGACGAGGCCCCGGGCCACUCGGGACUGUGUGAAGCCUGGGGCUCUCGGGGCUCUGAAACUGUGAUGGUACAUCAGGCGACCAGCUCCUCCUGGGUGGCCGGCUCAGGGUACAGCCGCCCGGGCCACAAAGAAGCCCCAGAUUCUGAGAACAGCGACAUACAAAGCCUUUUAUCCCUCACAUCGGAGGAGUACACAGAUGAUAUUCCGCUGUUGAAAGAAGCAUGAGGGCUGCUGCCAGCCACUCUCCGCCACGUCUGCCUGUCUCCCUCGCCCUGAGUCUGAGCACGCUGUGCUCCCGGCCACCUUGCUGGACACCUGAACUGCCACCUGUGUGUCUGUAUCGCUGGGGCCUCGGCCCUCCCAGCUGGAAACUCCAGGAAGAGCCUCACCGUCUGUCUGCUGGACAGCUGGAGGAGCUGGCCCUCUACCCGGCCCUGCCCUCCCAUCUGUGUCGGGGGCAGAUCUGGAUGUGCUGGAUUGAACCCGUCACGUCCCUGAGUCUCCUGGGUCCCCUGGUGGCAGCACCCCCCCCAGCUCACCUGGGCCUGAGUGCCGCUGUGUUUACUUGUGCCUUCCCCACCACCCGUGCAGUGUCCCUGUCACCAGGCUUGUUGGUGGCCACACUGCUGCCCCCGGCCAUGUGGGAGGCUGGGCCAGAGGCCGGCCCGUUUCCUCUGAGGAGAAGGACAGCACUGCUCUCCCGGUAGGAGCAGACCUGAGGCAGGAGUCUGGAACCCAGUGGGUCUGAUCGGGCAGUUGGUCAGGGCAAGCACUGUGGGCCCCUGGCAUGAUACUGUGCAGUAGCUCCUUGGCCCAGAACGGAGGGCUUGAAAAACCAGGGCAACCUCCUCCUAGUCCCCAGCGAUCCGGCUCCGAGGCCCAGGCUUCUGGUCCUGCCGGGCCGAGGGUUUGUGAGUAGUACCUAGAAGAUGCCAGGGGAGGGGCGGAAGGUGGCUGAUAAUGCUCGUCUUCCUAAUAUGCAAAGUCUUACUGCUACUUCCAGCAUCAACCUUCUUAGCCUUUUGUUUGUUUGUUUGUUUGAUUGGCCGGUCCCUUGGAGGGGAAGGGGAAGCUGCCCGCGCUCCGCCUUCUGGGCUUUCUCCCAGGCACUGCUGGCAGCCCAGCUCCUCACAGAGGCCAAGGCGUGCCAUCCCCAGGGGGCAGGGGGGAGAGUGGCUGAGAUGCCAGGGAAUGCCCUGGCCCCUAGCAGCUUGGGCAGGUUGCCCCUUCGUGGGUCCGUGGUGAGGGAGGGGAGCCUGAGAGGCACACAGCGUGUCUUGGGUGGCUGCUCGCAGCUCCACACCUGUCCUGAGGCUCAUCCUCACCACAGUCACGUGCCUUAGUAACUGUGCCCAGAAAGAGGCUGCCGCCUGCUGCACCGCUGCUUCUCCUGCUCCUGCCGCCCGGUCCUGCUCACCCACCCCAUGUCUCAGCUGAUGGGUGACUCCCUCCUGUGCUCUUCCCCCCCUCCCCCUCCCCGGUGGAGAACUGAGGACUGACCUCCCAGCAGCACUCCGCCCAACCUGGCUGGCCUGAGAUGGGUGAGUGGUUGUGAAGUGGCCUGAGCCCAACACUUGUCGACCAAGGUUUGGGGCACAGCCCCCUGGGAAGAGCCCCUCCCUUCACUCUGCGGGUGGGGGAGGAGCGUCCCCAGGCUGCUCUGCCCUGGAGUGAUGAUUUUCCCUUUGGUGUUUCCCCAAACAUCAGGGCCUAAAACAUAGAAACUGACCCAGUGCUGCACCUCAUUCCACCCCCACCCCCCAAGAGCCUCCUGUGUUUGGGAUGGCAAAAAUCAUGAAAACUCCCAGGAUAAAGUCAACAUCUGACCUGCCAGGGUUCGCCCCAGGCAUGGGUGGCCUUGAACAUGGGGGCUGGCCCUCUGUCAGCCAGCCUCUUACCUGCCUCCACACUCAUACAUGCACUUUAGGACCCCCGUGCAGUCUUCCUCCCUCAGGGUGAGGGCAGCGCCUGCCGCCCUGCUGCCCCCUUCCACACACCAGGCUGCACUCUAAGCCCAGGCUGGAGAAGGUGCUAGAAUGCAGCAGCCCGGCCAGGGGAGAUGGGACCCACUGGUGGGAGAGACCAUUGCCAGGGGUGUACCUGCCAGCAGGUGCUGGCGCUGGGCCCGUCUGAAAGAUGGGGUCCCCCACAGCCCGCUGCCCCGCCACUCACUGCUCUGUGCUCACAGGGCCCGUCUUCCCCAAACAGCAGGACCGACGCAGGGAUGAGGGAGAGCCUCUUGAGUCUUGUGGCUGAGCCGUCAGCCUUUAUUCUCCAAACUUUCACAACCCCCACCCAAGAUAGACAUUUUUCAAAAUGGAAAAUCUUACCCCUUUCCAUCCUGCUACUCUGGAGACACCCCCCCAUCUGCUCCCCCAUGUAAAAGGUUGCACUUUCCUUUGGGGUUCAUUCUGCCUGCCUGCUCUGGACACUGGCCUCCCACUUCACGUCUGCUCCCGCCGUCCUGGGGGCCGCCGUGGGGAGGACAAGCCCAGGCUUGCCUAUCUGGUGGGAAAGAGAACAAGCAGACCCUAGGCGGGCGGGUGGGGACGGGGGUGUCCUUCCUUUCAUGCUGGCUUUGAUGAGCCCCACCUCAGCGAGGAGUCCCAUGCCUGUGGCAGCCGGAGCUGAGACCCCCGUUGCUGUUGACGUCUCAGACAGUUUCCCCAAAUAGCUUGUUUGCCAUGUGCUGCGACUGGUGGCUUCUGGGCUUGGGCCCCCCACGGGGGCAUGAGGGGUUCAGCGACCGCUUUGUGGUGUGUGUGGACAGGGACAAAGGCAGGUGAUGGGCGUCUUGGGAUGGAGGCCACCCAGAUCCCGGGCGGGCAAGGUAGGACAAGCACUGGCCACAGCCCAGCUUCCCCAGGCAGGCCGGGGUGGGUAACCUGCAGAAGCCCUGGUCCAGGGAACGUGGUCAGCACCAAAGGACCUCCCGAGAGCUGUUUUGCACACUUGCGGUGACUCUGCAGAUUUUAUAGCCUGGUGGCCUAUGGCCACCUUUAGAUACUUUCAAGGACCAGUAUCCGUACCCCCAAUGCCUUAGCGUAGCAGGUUGGCCCUACCUCCCUGUGCCUGUGCUCUGUGUGCUACGCUCCCAUCUUCGACGUCCCUGGGAGAUGGUGGCGUCCUGGCCACCGUGAGUUUUAUAAGACAUUUCAAUGUACACUGUACAAGCACUCCAGCUCGCCACCAAACCUACACUAACCAUGUCUUCCCGUUCAUCAAUCAUGCCCCCUCUCCCCCCAUCCCCCAGCUUUAAGGUCCCGUGGGGACACCACCGGGUGGCAAGACAAAGGUAUACUCUUCCUGCUUCGUGAGUGGUAGUACCGGCUCCACAGCACCCGCCUUGUCUUCCGCUCCACUCCCUGCUGAGCGCUGAUAACACUUCCAACAUAGCCGUGCCACCUCCAUUCCUGGGACACAUCCUCACAUAGAGAAUGGAAUAUGCUACAGACAGUUCUACACCCUCCUCCCACCCCAACUGCCCCAAAAGGAAAGAAAGGGUCCAGAAAGUGACCGGCAGACCCUCCACACUGCUUAGUUCCAGAUGUGCUUGCCAAGGACAGUGAGGCUAGGAGCAGCGGGGCCUGCUGGGUCUCCGGGCUCGGGGCAAAGGGACCGUGUUCCCAGAGCCCCAGUGAGGGGCUUGGAGUCUGUUUUCCGGGGCAGGUGCUGGGGCAGAGUGAUUCAGUAGCUGGUUCCCCAGAGAGGGAGAGGCAGCAGGCCCAGCUUUGCUGGGAAGCACCGCCUCUGAAUUUCCCGUUGGAGACCGAGUGGAAUGUUGAACAAAAGUCCCAUGGUGGACGCGGAGCAGGGGGAUGAGGUGAGCGGGCCACCACCCCUGCCCUGGUUUCUCUCCAUAGCACCACUGUGGCCCCCUUUGCAGAAUGGUACUCCUAGCUCAUGGUUUAAAAGAACACAUGCAUAAUUGACUGUGCGGGAUGUAACUCAGAUCCGUUUGAGUGUGCUUUAUUUUAUUUUAUAUAUUUUCUGGUAUCCUGUACAUUGCAGUGGGUGUGAAGAUAGUAUUUUAAUAUUUGUACAAAGUUUAAUUUAAUUUUAAUUGUUCUAUGUAUAUAACUGCAUUUCUAAAUAAUUAAAAAAAAGUUCUUAAGAA
Echinops telfairi (small Madagascar hedgehog) is the source of this 5092-nucleotide messenger RNA. It is a transcript of the gene SUSD6, whose product is annotated as sushi domain containing 6. The record is from RefSeq and is a predicted model, not a curated record. Bases 286 to 1200 code for a protein of 304 amino acids. Lineage: Eukaryota; Metazoa; Chordata; Mammalia; Afrosoricida; Tenrecidae. The transcript has 6 exons.